This is a messenger RNA of Nothobranchius furzeri (turquoise killifish), 5099 nucleotides long. It is a transcript of the gene gria2b, whose product is annotated as glutamate receptor, ionotropic, AMPA 2b. The record is from RefSeq and is a predicted model, not a curated record. Gene Ontology annotation, biological process: synaptic transmission, glutamatergic; monoatomic ion transport; modulation of chemical synaptic transmission. Gene Ontology annotation, molecular function: transmitter-gated monoatomic ion channel activity involved in regulation of postsynaptic membrane potential; AMPA glutamate receptor activity. Lineage: Eukaryota; Metazoa; Chordata; Actinopteri; Cyprinodontiformes; Nothobranchiidae. Gene Ontology annotation, cellular component: plasma membrane; dendritic spine; AMPA glutamate receptor complex.
GCUGUGGGUGUGUGGUGCUGAACAGAUCGCCUGCGCGCAGAGCGGAGACGCGCACAGUGUCCCUAUUCGUUUAGUGGAGGUACGGCUGCCGGCGGAAAGGGAGCGGCGACGAGGAGCGGAAAAAGAGGCACUGCGGGCGACCAUUCCUUCACUGCCAGAGCCCUCUGAGUGCUCGCCACCUGCAGACAUCGGCUCAUUUCUCCAGGCUUCUGCUUUUCUCCUCAAGGCGACAGGUUCUCAGUAUGUGGCGGAUCUAUCGUCUCCACUGAGAACCAAAAAAAAAAAACAAAAAAAAAAAACAAAAAAAAAACAAACAAACAAAAAAUACCAGACUAAUCUGGUGGAUGUGGACACCUAAACUGAAGACAUGGAGAAUAUAGUACAUAUAUCUUUGCUUCUGGUUUUAUGGGGAUGCGCGCUUGGAACCUCGCCCGGCGUUCAGAUUGGAGGACUUUUUCCAAGGGGCGCUGAUCAAGAGUACAGCGCGUUUCGGAUAGCAAUGUAUCGAUUUGCAGCCCAAGGAUUCAGGCUGACGCCCCACAUUGACAAUCUGGAGGUUGCAAACAGUUUCGCUGUGACGAAUUGUUUCUGUUCACAGUUCUCAAGAGGAGUCUACGCCAUCUUUGGAUUCUACGAUAAGAAGUCUGUUAACACCAUCACAUCAUUUUGUGGGACACUGCAUGUCUCCUUCAUAACGCCCAGCUUCCCUCUGGAUGGAAAUCAGCAGUUCAUUAUACAGAUGCGACCUGAUAUCAAGGGGCCCCUCCUCAGUCUCAUCGAGUACUACAAGUGGGACAAGUUUGCAUAUCUGUACGACAGUGAUCGGGGCCUCACAACGCUCCAGAUUGUUUUGGACACAGCUGCAGAGAAGAAAUGGCAGGUGACAGCAAUCAACGUGGGGAACUUCAAAGAUGAGAGGAAGGAUGAAGCCUAUCGCUCGCUCUUCCAAGAUCUGGAGAUCAAGAACGAGAAAAGGGUGAUCCUGGACUGUGAACAGGACAAAGUGAAAGACAUCCUGGAUCAGGUCGUCACUGUUGGUCGACAUGUUAAAGGCUAUCACUACAUCAUUGCAAAUCUGGGUUUCAUCGAUGGAGACUUGUCCAAAAUCCAGUAUGGUGGAGCAAAUGUCUCCGGUUUUCAAAUUGUUGACUUUGAUGAUCCCAUGGUUGCAAAGUUUGACCAGGGAUGGGAGGCCCUGGAGGAGAAGGAGUACCCUGGUGCUGACAGCAAAAUACGGUACACAUCAGCUCUGACCUACGACGCUGUUCAGGUGAUGACAGAAGCUUUCCAGUACCUACACAAACAGCGCAUUGACUUCACCAGGAGGGCUAAUACCGGUGACUGCCUGGCCAAUCCGGCUGUACCAUGGGCUCAGGGAGUGGAGAUUGAGCGGGCACUGAAACAGGUUCAUGUGGAAGGGAUUACAGGAAAUAUUCAGUUUGAUCAACAUGGCAAGAGAGUCAAUUACUCUGUGAGCAUAAUGGAAUUAAAAAGCAAUGGUCCUGUAAAGAUUGGAUACUGGAACGAAGUUGACAAAAUGGUUGUCAACAAAUCCGACAUCUUUUCAAAUGACACAACGGGAAUGGAAAACAAAACAGUUAUUGUCACCACCAUCUUGGAAGCUCCAUAUGUCAUGACGAAAAAGAAUGCUGACCUUUUUGUGGAUAAUGAACGUUACGAGGGUUACUGUGUUGAUCUGGCUGCAGAGAUUGCAAAGCACUGUGGCUUCAAGUAUCAGCUUAAAAUUGUUAAUGAUGGGAAGUAUGGAGCCAGAGACGCAGAGACCAAAAUCUGGAAUGGGAUGGUUGGAGAGCUGGUGUAUGGGAAAGCAGACAUCGCAGUGGCCCCUUUGACUAUCACACUGGUACGAGAAGAGGUGAUUGACUUCUCCAAACCAUUCAUGUCACUGGGGAUCUCCAUCAUGAUCAAGAAACCACAGAAAUCCAAACCUGGAGUCUUCUCAUUCUUGGACCCAUUGGCUUAUGAGAUCUGGAUGUGUAUUGUAUUUGCCUACAUUGGCGUCAGCGUGGUACUGUUCCUCGUCAGCCGCUUCAGCCCCUAUGAGUGGCACACUGAAGAGUAUGAAGAUGGACAGAUUCAGACCAAUGAAUCGACUAACGAGUUUGGCAUUUUCAACAGCCUGUGGUUCUCCCUUGGAGCCUUUAUGCGCCAAGGAUGUGACAUCUCACCCAGAUCGUUGUCUGGCCGUAUUGUUGGAGGCGUCUGGUGGUUCUUCACUCUAAUCAUCAUCUCCUCCUACACGGCUAACCUGGCUGCUUUUCUGACUGUUGAGAGAAUGGUUUCCCCCAUUGAAAGUGCAGAGGACCUGGCUAAGCAGACGGAGAUAGCUUAUGGGACUCUGGACUCUGGCUCUACUAAAGAGUUUUUCAGGCGCUCAAAAAUUGCCCUCUUUGACAAAAUGUGGACAUACAUGCGCAGUGCGGAGCCAUCCGUGUUUGUGAAAACCACAGCUGAAGGUGUUCAGAGAGUCCGCAAGUCCAAGGGGAAGUAUGCCUACCUGCUGGAAUCCACCAUGAACGAAUACAUCGAGCAGCGGAAACCCUGUGACACCAUGAAAGUGGGAGGCAACCUGGACUCCAAGGGCUACGGGAUUGCCACGCCGAAGGGAUCCUCAUUAAGAAAUGCGGUUAACCUCGCAGUACUAAAACUGAAUGAGCAAGGCCUGUUGGACAAAUUGAAAAACAAAUGGUGGUACGACAAAGGAGAGUGCGGCAGCGGGGGAGGUGAUUCCAAGGAGAAGACAAGUGCCCUCAGCCUGAGCAACGUGGCUGGGGUCUUCUACAUUCUGGUCGGAGGACUCGGUUUGGCCAUGCUGGUGGCCUUGAUCGAGUUCUGUUACAAGUCCCGAGCAGAGGCGAAACGAAUGAAGGUGGCAAAGAAUGCACAGAAUAUUAACCCAACUUCCUCGCAGAAUUCACAGAAUUUUGCAACUUAUAAGGAAGGUUACAACGUAUAUGGGAUCGAAAGUGUAAAAAUUUAGGGGAUGACCUUUGGGGAUGCCAUGAGGAAUAAAGCAAGACUUUCCGUCACAGGGAGUACUGGGGAGAAUGGUCGGGUGAUGACUCCAGAGUUUCCUAAAGCUGUCCAUGCUGUCCCUUACGUGAGACCUGACAUGGGACUAAACGUCAGCCUGACAGAUCUAUCCUGAUCCACGAGAAACUCCUGAGUGCCUUACAAUGGUUUCAAUAGAGAGAUUCCUUUCUCUGCCCUUCUCUUCUUCUGUUCUGACUGAUUUUUUUAAUGUCUGGUGAAAAGUUAAAAAUAGGAGAUGUGGGCCUUCACUUUCUUUGUCACAAAGACUUGUAUUGUUGCUCCCUUGACUCCAUUCUCCACCACAUGAAAACACCUCCCUUUAUGAGAGUAGUUCCAUCUUGGAUUAUCAAAGGUGGCUCGUGUUUUUGAACUGCUGAUUUCCUAUCUGCGUGGCCUGGACUGAGACCUGGAGAAAGGGCUUGACUGACAGCUGAGGUAUCUUCUGAGAGUCAGAGAUUCAGUCAUCUCAGCUGUGUUUUUAUUGGGUGAAAAGCAUGAGUGUGUAUGAAUGUGUGUUGGUGUGUGUAUGUGAAUGGAAGAUGUCACAAACACAUUGUUUCUGUUGCCACCAUUGCCAAACAGGAAUUUCAAGCACACUUGAUAUCAUCUGCAUUAAGAUGUGAAAUUUUCAUUUUUUUCUAAGAAAAUUUGCAAAUAACAAAACUAUGAAAAAAAUGCAUUUUUAUGUAUUUUCACAAAAUAGCUUUUAAAUAAAAUUGCUUACAUACUGGUUGGUUAUAAACAUCUUAAUAUGUGAGAAUAAAGAAAGAGAAAAAAAAAUCUAAACAGCUUUUAGUUCCAUAUUUUUAAGCCAAAUACAUUAAGGGGUGACAUCUUAAAAUCAUGUAAUUAAUUCCUAUUAAAAAUUUUCCUGUAUAUUUUAUUCUUUGGCAUUUGGUGUUGAUAUGAACUAUAUGUCAAUGCUUGGCAUUUUCAAUUAAUCCUCUGUUUUAUUAUCUUGUUAGAUUUGGUGCAGACAUUUUACUUUAUUCUUUGACUCUUGGUUUGCUUCAGUGCUUUUGCUGUUUGUAUAUUUUCCAAUGAGGAUUAGAGUCAUUGCUCUAUGUUCAAGAGGAAACAAAUCUGUUUACAUGCUAUGAAUGGAAAACAAUGAAUAGUAUGAUAUGGUAUUAUUGCAUUACCUUUUGAACCGUCAUAAAAGUGAGGCAUCCACAUGGCUUAGGUGAUGGUUCAAAAGGCCAAAAAGGUACGAGUGCCAAAUUCCAGUGCCAGUAGAUAUAAAUAUAUUCUUAUUAUAAUAAAUCACUGUCAUCUCAGUGAAUGUAAAUGAUUCUGAUACAUUCUAUAACUUUUGUAUCUAGGUGUACAGUUGGUGGCAAUGACAAUGCUAAUAACAAUAGCCUUUUUGCUUUGUUUUCCAGUCUCCAUGUAUUUUGCAUUGAUCUGACAACGUAGUAGCAUCACUUGCAUGUUGUUGCUGCAAAUACAAAAUGGGUUUAUUUAAUUACUGCCAAAACUGGGUUAUCAUUUUAAUGUUGAUACUGUGAGGUUAACAGUUUGAAAAUUGGAUUUUCAAUAUAAAGUAUAUAUACAUAGAUAUACACAAUAUAUAUAUAAACAUAAAACAUACAUUUUAUAUAAAUGCGAUAACAUGGAAAAAUAUAUCCCCUUUUGAGAAUAGCUUUGCUAAAUUAAAUUAACUUUUUCCUGAAUAAAAUAUUUAGUUUUAGUUGAGCUAUCUCACUGUGAGCUGCGAUUUUACAAAUGAGUGUAUUUUUGUCCGUCCCCGUCAAAAUUAUUCUUAUGUUGACUGCAACCAGCAGUCAUAACUUGUAUUAUUAUAAUAUUAAUAAUAAUUAUUAUUAUUUAUAUUAUUAUUAUUAUUAUUAUUAUUAUUAUUAUUAUUAUUAUUAUUAUCACAGUUGUUUAAUGAAAUUAACAAUAGAAACAUGACAUAGUUGCUAAUCAAUUUUCAUUGCAUAUCCAGGCUCUUCACUGAUAUUUUGUAUUUGGAAUGUGUGCUAACUUUCUUUAUUUUUUGGGACUAUUUCUAAAUAAAAGUUACUGAUUUCUUGUUAUCUCUA